Molecule: messenger RNA, 390 nt
Organism: Myripristis murdjan (pinecone soldierfish)
Lineage: Eukaryota; Metazoa; Chordata; Actinopteri; Holocentriformes; Holocentridae
Gene: rpl38
Product: ribosomal protein L38
Exons: 5
Coding region: 139-351 (70 amino acids)
Biological process (GO): protein-RNA complex assembly; translation
Cellular component (GO): ribosome; cytosolic large ribosomal subunit
Molecular function (GO): structural constituent of ribosome
Source: RefSeq, a predicted model, not a curated record
GGCACUGAAAAGCGCGAACGCUACAGCUUGUCCUGUGUGACUUGCCGUAGUUGGUAUAUAAGGCUCUUUUACCGGAAGUCCAGCCCCUUUUCAUCCCCUCUCUGGCAGACUGUUGUACAGUCGGGCUAACACGGCAACAUGCCACGGAAGAUUGAAGAAAUCAAAGAUUUCCUGCUGACAGCCAGGAGGAAGGAUGCCAAGUCCGUAAAGAUCAAGAAGAAUAAAGACAAUGUCAAGUUCAAGGUGCGCUGCAGCAGGUACCUGUACACCCUGGUCAUCACAGACAAGGAGAAGGCCGAGAAGCUGAAGCAGUCGCUGCCCCCAGGUCUGGCAGUGAAGGAGCUGAAGUAGGACCUUUUUAUGUACAGAAAAUAAAAAUUGGAAAACUGA